UUCUGCAUAUAAGACCCCAUACUUGAAUUACCUUUUGUUACCAGCAAUACUAGUCUAAGAUCCCAGUGAUGACCUUGUAGGGACCGUCGAAACAUAGCUCAAUAAAUAUGCUCCUCAUUAAACCUGUUUGGGUUCACCACACCAAGGGUACUCCGAUUUAUUCUAUUCAUUGGCACCCUGACAACCAAAGAUUUGUUACCGCCGGUGACUCUGUCAAAGUCUGGAGCGUUUUAUCAUUAUUUAAAGAGAGUACAGAUAAAGAUGAAAAGGGACACAAGCUUUUGUGUACCAUCUCCUACCACAUUGGUUCUGUUAACUGUGCACGGUUUUCGGUCGACGGCCGUUUUCUUGCUACUGGAGGAGACGACAAGUCUGUAAUCCUGUGUGAAGUGAAAACCGGCUAUGCUACCAAAGUUUUUGGCUCAAGUGACAAAAACUAUGAAAACUGGGUUAUUCGGAAAACUUUUAAAGGUCAUAGCGCAGGGUACACUAUAGGCUCACAACUUUCUAUGAGCAGUCAGGCUACGUUAAUAAGGAGUUACUAUGUCGUUGAUUUGGCUUGGAAACCCAAAGGAGCGCCCCUCCUUGCCAGCGCUAGUUUGGACAGCACCGUAAUUGUUUGGAACUCAGCAACUUUGGAGCAACAAGCAGUUUUAAGAGGACAUACGAACAUGGUUAAGGGGGUUUCCUGGGACCCAAUCGGGGAGUUCAUAGCCACGCAGUCGGACGACAGAAGCGUUAUUAUAUGGAGAACGCGCGAUUGGAGCAUCGAAGCUCGAAUCACUCGUGGUUUCGAGAAUACCUCGUCGUCUACUUUUUUCCGUCGGCCAAGUUGGUCACCUGAUGGCUCUUAUAUCGUUGCUGCUCACGCUCGGAAGGACAAACUUCCCGUGGCAGCUGUAAUAAAAAGGAACUCAUGGGCGCUUGCUUAUGGAUUUGUGGGACACGAAAGACCCGUUUCGGUUGUGUCCUGGAAUAGACACUUUUACAACGCAGUGGACAAGCCAACCGCCUACUGUGCCGUUGGGGGGCAAGACAACGCUCUGACCAUCUGGUCCAAUCGGAAGGCCAGGGCAGUUGUCGGCGCCAGAGACAUCUUUGCAGACAGUAUUGUUGAUCUCGCCUGGUCGGGCGAGGGGCUUAAUCUUCUUUGCUGCUCCCUGGAAGGGUCUGUGGUGCUUUUGAGUUUUGAAGAAAAAGAGUUGGGAAGAAAGCUUUCACCCAAGGAAGUGGCAGUUUUUUUACGAGGGCCCCAGGAAGACCACGACUCGUCUCCACAGCAACUUUUCGAAGGAGUGCAGUCAAUCGCCUUCCCGCCCGGGUUUCGUUCGAAUACUUUCCUAAAACUGCAAGGAGUACCUGCUAAGCAAGUCGAAACAACUACAAGUGAUGGGCGAAGGCGAAUUGCUCCCACCAGAAUUUCUACUUGUCAGCAAGUUAUACCCAGCUUGAACAGUCAUAAUGAGACCCUCAAUGAAGCGAGACCCCUUAUAAAAAAACUUUCACGCAGACUUGUCUCCUGUGACUCAAAAGAAAUAAAAAAACACAAAAGUGAAAUCGAUAACGAGACGGCCGUGAACACUCCCGCGGACUUUCAGCCUGAAGACGAAUUGAGUGCUAGCGAGCUCAAAAAUUCUUCACGGCUGAAAUCUCGAAGCGCGGCGCACAUCGUGCCUCUUCCAAAACGAAAACAAUUGUUUCCUCUGCCGCUCCGUCAACGCUGUAUAUCGACGCGUAUAAUUAGUGGAGAGCACGAAUUGCUAUUUGAAGCACAAAACGAGCUAAUGCAUGGAGGUUGCAAAAUCUGCAAACUCGUGGCUAGACGCGGGAGUUCCGUGGCAUGGACAGCCCUCCUCGAUGAACCCUGCAACCUCUUGACCUGCUCAAAGUUUUUUGUUGCUGCUGCAUGUAGAAACGCCGUUUGCGUUUACAACACGCAAGGAAGGCUGGCGUUGCCCCAGUUUUAUAUGGAGUCUCCCGCUAGUUUCCUCCAUGCGACCAAUGAGUAUCUGCUCAUCAUAACUGUUAAUGGGCGUUGCUCCGUUUGGAACGUGCUGCAGGGCGCCGCAGUGCUCAGAAGGGUGCCAAUGGACCACCUGUGUUACCAAAAUAAAGGCGCCGCGCUUGAGCAAGAGAGCAUCGAAGGAGAAUCCGCUCUUCUUUCUUGCCUGAUCACCCCUAAAGGGAUGCCCGCCAUCAUUACGUCUGCCCUGCAUGCAUAUCUUUAUGACAAUGAGCUGGGUGCUUGGAUAUUGGUAGCUCGCGAGGACGAUCCUAUAACAUCAUCAUCUGAUUUCUACAACUCCUUCCCUCCAUUACGCUCUUCCGAAGAGGCCGCUGGACAAUACGCUACUUUUGAUCUCAUUACCAACGCGCUUAAGCGAUUUUCUUGGAACUCUUACUUGAGCCGUCGGCAUGAGCAUCACCUACUGCAAGUAGACCAAAAGCACCAACUACUCGCUACACGCUUUCACUUGGAGAAACAAGUUGUCUUGUGCUGGCGCUAUGGGUCUUUAGACGAGGCUUGUGAAUGGACAGAAAAGUACUUGCGGUUUUUGCUUUCUCUCGGAGACGUGGACCGUAUACAAGACCUCUUGAAUACCAUUCGCAUUCAAAGCAGUAAUGACCGCGACAUGCCAACUUGUAAGUGGAGACAACUCCUCGCGUAUCUUGUUCCCGUUUUAGGCAGCAGCCGCGAGCCACACGUGCGCCGGCUAGUCAGCGUGUUUCAAGAAGCCAUCAGUGAUCUCGAGAAACCCACGUGGUUUCGCUAACAACGCUUAUUAUUCUCCGUGCCGUUCUUCGCGAGUACAAUAAGUGUUAAAAUAUACAGCAGUGGUUGACUGCGGUUAAAAAAAAUCUUUGUAAAAAACGGCCAGGCCUCAUAAUGUCCAAAUUUAGCCAAAAAUUGACCACAUCAUAAAGUUUUAAUCAAAAGCAGUUAUUUAUUGGAGCUUGACACACAACACCUUCACUUUAUACCGAAUGUGGUUGAUGGCGCAAAAGCGAGAAUUGAUUAGCACUAUCAGCAAAGGUUUUAAGGCUGUAGUGCCUAAACAAUUAACAUUAUAUCAUGAACAUCACAUAAAGAUCUACCGUACCUGCAAAGACUGAGUAUCGCUACCCAGUGAUUCAAGUCAAGCUCUUUUAUUUAGAUAAACCGAUAAUAUACAUGUCGUAGAGCCAUGAUCGUUGAGGAAUCAGUGCGACUUCUUGUGAAGAACAGCUGCCUUGACUAGAAGAAGCAUAUACGACACAAUGUGCCCGUACGGCC
This is a messenger RNA of Zophobas morio, 3274 nucleotides long. RefSeq lists its product as uncharacterized. Lineage: Eukaryota; Metazoa; Arthropoda; Insecta; Coleoptera; Tenebrionidae. Gene Ontology annotation, biological process: chromatin remodeling; regulation of DNA-templated transcription; DNA-templated transcription. Gene Ontology annotation, molecular function: nucleosome binding; protein binding. Gene Ontology annotation, cellular component: nucleus; HIR complex; chromatin. The coding region runs from base 108 to 2774 and encodes 888 amino acids. The record is from RefSeq and is a predicted model, not a curated record. The transcript is spliced from 35 exons.